Didymodactylos carnosus is the source of this 726-nucleotide messenger RNA. The record is from the annotation of a GenBank genome assembly. NCBI's taxonomy places the organism in Eukaryota, Metazoa, Rotifera, Eurotatoria, Philodinida, Philodinidae.
AUGGCUGCUACAGGCGUCGCACACAUUGUACAAGGUCCUGCAGUGGUUCAUCUGGUUCCGCCUGCCCCAGUCCCCGCUCCCGCUGCAAGUUCGCCAGCACCUGUUCCAUGGCCACUUCUUGCUAUAUGCUGUUUGGGUUUACUUGGUUUACUUGUCGCUUCAACAAUUGUUCUUUCUCUGAUACCGGUUUAUCUUAAACGAAAAGGGGAAAAUCCGGGUGCAUCACAAUCUGCACCAUUUACGAUAACGCUCAAUUUAGCUAACGGCACAUUACCAGUUGGCCCAUUAAGUGCAGGAGAUAUUGCUGCAUUACAAGCUCAACUUGAUCGAAUAUACCUAAACAAUCGUCGACUUUUUCCAUGUAGACCCGUGAUUCAAAGUGGAACAGUUGUGUCAUCAGGCAGACGUAAAAAACGAUUUUCACUGUAUAAACGUCAAGCAGUCGGUCAACAAAUAAUUCUCACAACUACUCUUCAAUGCGGAAGAGGAUGUGCUGGUCAAUGUAUUGCAAAUAAAGGAACAAUAUUGAGUGGUAUAUUACAAAAUACACCACCAUUUCCAGUUUUCUUUCCAUCUGCUGGUGAAACAAUUAUCGUAACACCAGGUCCCGUAUCACCGAUACAAUCAGCUGGAGCUGGAGCUGCCACAGCUGCACCUACAGUCGCACCUCCAGUAGGAACAGUAGCAUCUACGACGACUCAAGCAGUGUCACCUGGAUUGAUGUAG